AUUAAGGAGUGUAGUGUAAUAACAGUGGAAAGGAAACAGAAACCGAGAGCAGCAACAUUUAAAUAAAUCUGAUAAACCCCUCUUCCUAAGCUACUUGUUGUCCAAAACCCUAGAAUAUCUCUGUCUCUAUCUAUCUGUAUCACUAGCACACGGACACAAAUAUCUUGGCUCUCUCUCAUCGUAGCAUGUCCUCCUCCUCCAUAUGGUUAGGUCUAGUAGUAGUAGUGGUGGUGUUGUUGGUGAGCAAUGCGGCGUCGUAUUCUAAGUCCGAAUCUUCUAAUUCAGGGAGUAGAGGACCCCACAUAGCUGAUGUGAAUAUAUUGUUGCCUCCCAAGAUGACUCAUCCUGUUCACUAUAGACUUCAAGCAAGUGAUGGCUGCUUCAAAUGGUCAUGGGAUCAUCAUGAUAUCUUGUCUGUUUUACCCGAGUACAAUUCGAGUAAUCACUGCUCCACGAGUGCCCACUUGAAGUCGAUAGCACCCUAUAGUGGGCGCAAGGAGACGGCCGUGUAUGCUACGGAUGUGGAUACUGGGAGGGUCAUUCGUUGCAAGGUUUAUAUUGAUAAUGUUUCUAGAAUUCAAAUAUUUCAUAGUUCUGUCAAACUUGAUUUAGACGGGCUUGCCACUUUACGUGUUCGUGCCUUUGACAGCGAAGAAAAUGUGUUUUCAUCCCUAGUGGGCAUACGGUUCAUGUGGCAACUCGAGCCUGAAACCGAUGAAUCAGCUCAUCACCUUGUUCAUGUACCUUUAAAGCUCUCUCCACUAAGUGAUUGUGGUGGCUUGUGCGGUGAUCUCGACGUCCAAAUAAAGCUUGAAGAUAGUGGAGUUUUUUCAGACCUUUAUGUUGUAAAAGGAACUGAAAUCGGUCAUGAACGCGUUUCAGUAGAUCUGCUUGAGCCAAUGUAUGAUCAGAUGGCUGAUAGUAUUGUUCUAACUGUUGCAGAAGCUAUGUCUCUUUAUCCACCAUCCCCUGUUUUUGUUCUUGUUGGUGCUGUUGUGCAAUAUCUACUAACAGUUGUGCGCGGGAAUAUUCCUCGAGCAGUAACUUUACCAUCUCCGUAUCAUCAAUGGUCGGUUUUGAAUUCUUCAGUUUCUCGGAUAGACAAAACGAUGGGUAUAGCUCAUGCACUGAACUUAGGUGUCACAACUGUUAGUGUUGAAGAUACAAGAGUUGCUGGUCACAUCCAACUGUCAUCACUACAUGUAGUGCUUCCAGAUUCUUUAUAUAUAUACAUAUCGCCUUUGUCACAUUCUGGUGAUAUUCUCGAAGGUGCAGCACCUAAUCCAUCUGUUUCACGUUGGUAUGUUGUUACUGGUAGACAAUAUCUUCUUGAAAUGAAAGUUUUCUCGCGAGUACCUGAGUCACAAGAGAUAUAUAUAACGGAGACUGAUGAUAUAAAGUUGUAUGAUGACCAUUCUGAGUUUUGGAAUAUAUUCCCAGUUUCAGAUACUACUACUUCCAAACUUGUGUGUUUGAAUUCUAAAAUUCUGAAAGCAAUGUCAUAUGGAUUGGGUAAACUAACUGCAACUUUAACCUACAGUAAUGGGGUUCAUGAGGUGAAUCAGGCUCUCAAGGUUGUGCAAGAAAUCAUGGUUUGUGAGCAAGUAAAGUUUAGUAAGGACAAAAGAAGUGCAUCUGGGAGUAUUCUCCUUCCAUGGGCCCCUUCUGUCCACCAGGAGGUGGAGCUAAAGGCAACAGGAGGUUGUGCCAUAUCAUCCAGUGACUACAAAUGGUUUUCUUCAGAUAUGUCCAUUGUGUGUGUAUCAGCACAUGGUAUUGUUCAGUCAAAAAGACCAGGGAAAGUUACUAUUAAAGUGGUAUCUAGUUUUGAUUCUUUCAAUUACGAUGAGUUGGAAAUUGAAGUUUCCAUUCCUUCCUCUAUGAUCAUGCUGCAACAAUUUCCUGUAGAGACUGUUGUGGGAUCAAAUCUUGCAGCUUCCGUGACACUUAAAGAUUCUAAUGGUGAUAAUUAUUUCAGAUGUGAUGCUUUCAGUUCAGCCAUACAGUGGAAUACCGGAAGCGAUUCUUUUACGAUUGUCUAUACAGAGAGAGAAUCAUUCUUAUUUGAUGAGCAAGACGUCCCUGAUUUGCUUGCAUCAUUAUAUAGCCCGCCAUGUGCCUGGGCCCGUAUAUAUGCUUCUGCUACUGGGCGAACAAUGCUACAUGCUUCACUUAAAAAGGAUUAUCAUCCUCUUGAUCAUUCGCUCACCGGAUCUAUCGAUUUAAAAGCAUCAGCUCUCAUUUCAGCAUAUCUACCACUCUUCGUGCAUCAGGCAGGUGAUGGGAACCAGUAUGGUGGUUAUUGGUUUAAUUUGUCUUAUGCUGAGGCUAAUAACCAUUUAGAGAAUUUGAAAAUCUUGAAUCUUGUUCCUGGCACACAUAUGGAUGUCACUCUGUCCGGGGGACCAGAUCAGUGGGGAGGAGGUGUUGAAUUCACUGAAACUGUGGAAAUUUUACCUCAGGAACAGACUAAGCAGAAAGGGGUUUUGGUCCAUAAUAUAACUACCAUUUAUGGUAGCUCAUAUAGAAUAUCAUGCGAGAAUUGGGGAGAAUUUAAAGUUCUUUUCAAACGUGGAAACUUGGCUGGCGAUGAUCAUAUACUACCUGCUGUGGCGGAGGCUGAACUAUUGCUCUCAUGUAUCUUACCAUCUUCAAUCUCAAUAGUAGUUGAUAGUUCUGUCAAUGCCCUUGAUGUGAUACACACAGCUAUGCAGGCUGACCGGAAUUCAGAGCAAGUUCGGGCCCUUCCAAUCACUGUGGCUAAUGGGCGAACUAUUAGAGUAUCUGCUGUUGGUAUUAGUGACUCUGGGAAUGCUUUUGGGAACUCUUCUUCUCUUAGUAUAAGUUGGGAAGCGAGAAAUUGUGAUGGAUUGGCCUUCUGGGAUGCUGCUGCUACAUCCAUAUCAAAUUGGGAGAGGUUUUUGGUCUUGCAAAACUCAACAGGACUUUGCACUGUUCGUGCCACAGUUGGUGGAUUCAUAGAGACCUUGAGUAAUCAUCGCUUUAUUAAAUCCUAUGGAAGUUCAAAAUCUCUUACCGAUGCCGUACAACUACAACUUGUCUCUACUUUAAAAGUCACUCCAGAGUUCAGCUUGUUAUUAUUCAGUCACUUGGCUAUAUUAGAUCUCUCAAUUAGUGGAGGGAGUUGUGCACUGACUACUGUGGUUAAUGAUACCCAAGUUGCAGAAUUAAUUGAUCGUACACCAGAUUUGCAUUGCUCUCAACUAUCACUAGCGCCUAAAAGUUUAGGGACUGCACUUGUUACGGUUUAUGAUAUGGGACUUUCUCCCCCACUUGCUGCCACCUCCGUGGUUCAAGUUGCUGAUGUAGAUUGGCUUAAGAUUACUUCGGGAGAACUAAUAAGCCUCGUGGAAGGAAGUUCCCAAUCUAUAGAUCUUCUGGCUGGGGUAAAUAAUGGACGCACUUUUGACUUCUCCCAGUACAUGUAUAUGAAAAUUCGUGUGCAUAUUGAAGAUCAUAAUAUUGUUAGUCUGUUAGAUGGUAUUAGCGAUGGAUAUCUGAAGGCUCCAAAAUUUAUCCUUCAGGCCAAAAAUCACGGUAUUACGACUCUUUAUGUAAGUGCUAGGCAACAAUCUGGACGUGAAAUAUUGAGCCAAUUUAUUAAGGUUGAAGUUUAUGCCCCACUUAGUAUACGUCCUUCUAAUAUAUAUCUUGUACCCGGUGCUUCUUAUGUGCUUACCGUGGAAGGAGGCCCAACUAUUGGUGGUUAUGUUGAAUAUGGAAGUAUGAAUGAUGAGACUGCAAUAAUUCAUAAAUCUUCUGGGCGGCUGAUUGCAAUUGCUCCAGGGAAUACAACUCUCGUGGCUAGAAUUUAUAGCAAAGGUGAUGAAGUGAUGUGUCAUGCAUUUGGAUAUGUAGUAGUUGAGAUCCCUUCUUCAGCAAUGUUAAAUGUGCAGAGUGAGCAACUUGCCAUUGGUAGCGAACUACAAAUAUAUCCUUCGUUUACCAACGGUAAUUUGUUUUCUUUGUAUGAGGUGUGCAAGAAUUAUGAAUGGAGCGUUGAAGAUGAAGACGUAUUGACUUUCAAAGUAGUAGAUCUCUUGCAUGGUUACAAGCUUGGUGCCUCUUCCAUUGUUUUGGAAGCAAGUGGAUCUAAUGAGAAGCUUGACCUAAGGUUUAUCCGCGAGUUUUAUGGAAAGUCUUCUGGCCAGACUCAUGUCAGCGUUUCAUUUUCUUGUAAUUUUGUAUCCCGUUCAUUUUCACAGUCCAGGUUAUAUACUGCAUCCAUAUUGCUCUCUGUGGUGCCUGAUCUCCCUCUUGCUCUUGGAAAACCAGUGACAUGGGUACUUCCUCCUCAUUAUAUAACAUCAAAUCUCUUACCAUCAUCUUCAGGGUCCUACAGUCAGGGAGAUGCUCAGAGCAGCAAAGGAACCAUUACUUACACUUUGUUAAAAGAAUAUGGGGGUCAGAAAGAUAUAGAGUUGGUAAAUGAAGCAAUAUCCAUCCAAGGUGUUAAAAUACAAACAAGAGAGAGUAAUAAUAUUGGGUGCAUUCAGGCGAAAGAUAGAUUGACUGGAAGAUUUGAGAUUGCAUCUUGUGUUAGAGUCGCUGAGGUAGCUCAAAUCAGAGUGAGCAGGCAUGCGUUUCCAUUUUACAGCGUUAACCUUGCUGUUGGAGCUGAACUCAGUAUUCCGCUGAUAUAUUACGAUGCUUUUGGAUACCCUUUCUACGAGGCUUAUAACAUUGUUUUGUAUGAUGUUGAGACUAACUAUGGCGACAUUGUCUCCAUCAAUGACACACAUGACGGUAAUAUAUAUCUGAAAGCAUUACAAUUUGGUAGAGCACUGGUCCGAAUAUCCUUAAAAAAUAACUCAACCAAGUCGGACUACUUGUUGAUCACAAUUGGUGCUCGUUUGUACCCUCAUAAUCCACUCCUCCAAUUGGGUAAUCGUCUUAAUUUCAGUAUUGAAGGCCUCACUGAUCAAGUAUCUGGCUGGUGGACGAGUGUUAAUACAAGUACUGUUUCAAUAGACAGGGUGUCUGGAGAAGCUGAAGCCAUUGGGGAAGGAAGUACUCAAGUCAUCUAUGAAAGCUCAGAUUUCAAGUUGCUGACGUUUGUUACAGUCUCAAAGGGGCAUAUGAUAACUGUUAAUGCUCCAAAAGGGAUUCUAACAAAUGCUCCUUUCUCAAUGAGAGGUUAUAAAUUCCUUGUGACAUUUAGUGAUGCGUUUGAACCCAUCCGUGAACCAGGGGGGGCUGUUAAAACACUCCUGCAUGAGUGUGAAGUGGAGCCACAUUUUGUUGGGUAUGCAGACCCAUGGAUGGAUUUUGAGAGUGGAAUGUCAUAUUGUCUCUUCUUUCCAUACUCACCAGGACACUUGGUUCGUUCAGUUGGAAAUUUGAAGGAUACAAGGCGGGAUAUAAGUGUUACCAUCAAUGCUUUUGUGCGAGGAACAAACAAUAUAUCUGGAUCUGCUUCUGCUUUUUUUGUUGGUGGAUUUGCUAUACUGGACAUGGACCACAACUCAUUACAUUUGAAUUUGACUUCCAAGUCUAACAAGUCUGUCAUAACUGUAGUCGGUAAUACAGAUGUUGUUGUUGACUCGCAAGGUCGGAAUCAGUUGCUAAUCACACCUAUACACAGAGAAAAUAAUGGAGUAGCAGGGCGGGCAGAAUACGAGGUCAAAGUUCUCAGCUCUUGGAGGUUCAAAGAUAAAUUGAUAAUUUCACUCGCAGCAAAUGGCCAGAGAGUCGAAAUUGAUGUAAACUAUGAACCUGAGAAGAUACCCGCACUGCCUUCAUCCACUAAAGUCAGCAACUGGAUGGUUAUACUUGUGUGUUCCUCUGUUCUAAUAUCAACACUAAUUCUGUUUCUCUGUUACCUGGAUAGAUCAAAUAGAUAUCAAGCAAAUGCGGCACCUACCACCCGAACUGCCACAGUUCAAUCACCGGCAACCCCUCCUCGGAGCAGUCCAUCCGUCGUGAAUGAACACUCUCCACAAACGCCUCAAGCUUUCAUAGACUAUGUAAGGAGAACAGUUGAUGAGACUCCUUACUACAGGAAAGAUCCGCGCAGGAGGUUUAAUGCACAAAAUACCUUUUAGAUUGUAUGAGCACUUUAUUAGUUCUCUCCUUUCCCCUUUCCCCUUUCUAAGUUGUUGUAUCAGUUUGGAUGAAUAUAUAGUCACACUAGAAAAGGGUUGUAGUCAUGUAAGGCAACUGUUGUAUUAAUGCCAUUUUUCUGGCUACAAAUUUAAGCCCCACCCUUUUGUGCUC
Messenger RNA from Daucus carota subsp. sativus, 6237 nucleotides. Its product is annotated as nuclear pore complex protein GP210. The transcript has 3 exons. The coding region runs from base 186 to 6065 and encodes 1959 amino acids. The record is from RefSeq and is a predicted model, not a curated record. Lineage: Eukaryota; Viridiplantae; Streptophyta; Magnoliopsida; Apiales; Apiaceae.